AUUGCAAAAAAAGAUAAGAAAAUUAGGUAUUAAUAUGCACAGAAAGGAGAUACGGUCAUUUUGAUCCAUAUUCACUUACUAUCCUACAUUAAUACAAACAUACAAGCUUUUAUAUAAAUUUUAUUAAACCGCCUUAUCUGAAAGAUUUCGUCAUUUCAACCUUGAUUGUCGUAUGGGGUACUUGAAAGAAAAUCACACACAUGGAAAUUAACUCUCAUCGUUGCCUAAAUUGUAUAAAUUUCUAACGAAACAUUCAAAAUUUAAUUGUAAAGGAUUUUUUUUACAUAUAAUUAACAGAAAUAGAAAUGUGUGAUAUAUUUAAGGAGGAAUUCAGGUUGGCACAUUUCGGAUUAUCUCACAACCGUCGUGAAGACUUCAUAUCUUGUCAAUGGAAUUGGCAUCCAUUGGUGUACGUCAUAUACCGGAUUUUGGCGGCGGCAUAUUUGACGGUGUUUUUCAUCACCAUUGUAAUCAUAUUCUCACAAGAGGGCAACACAACUUUCAUGGCGUAUUUGACAUUGUGGACAUACCUGUUGUUGACCUUGUACUUCCUGUUUUCGGCCAUAGCUGUCGUCUUCUACACGUGCUGUAGAAGAGAGCUGCGACAAAGUGGGCACCAGGUAAUACUGUACACAUCAUCUGAGACACAAAAGGAAGCCAUACAAGGAUACAAUAACAUUGCUUUUGUUGAAAAUGGUGUCAAGAAUUCCGAGCUGAAUGGAACAAGUAUGUCUAACGGCUGUCCUAUUGAAAUAAACGGCAAUGCAAAGUCACAAAAUAAUGACAAUGACAAUUUGCGUGAAGAAAUCACAUCUUUUAUGAAAAUAUGUUGGGUACUUGGAAAUACGGUCCAGGUUUUUGCCAUUGUGGUCACGCUAGUCUACUUUACAGCUCUUUUCCCUCUUAUAGGGUACACAAAUUUUGUAGAUGUUAACUUGCAUGGUGUAAACAGUUUUCUCGUAAUUGUUGACACGUGCCUUUCUUCGAGACCAGUUCGCCUAUUACACGUGAUUCACCCCGUGAUUUACGGCAUGUGCUAUCUUAUAUUUAGCGCCAUCUACUGGAGUUUUGACCACGUGAACAAUGUGCUGUAUCCGGGUGUACUUGAUUGGAAUGAUCCCGGAACCACGGCGAUAUGGAUUGCUGGCUUAACUCUGGUAGGCAUACCACUGUUACAGUUGGCUCAUUUUGGUGCAUAUCGUUUAAAAUUAUAUAUCUCCAGUCGAGAAUAACAAACAGGUUAAAAUACAGUCAGAAUCUCUGUCAUAGAGGCCGAAAUUAAAUAAUUGAGACAAAGAGUCAUAAAAACAAAAAUGAAAUAAAUAAAUGGGCAGCUAAUUUAUCUUUUCGACGAUCGAAAAAUUUGACGUCAGCAGGUACAUUAUAUUUGAAGUCAUCAUAAUUGCCAUCUUAAAUUACUUAUUUGAAGGUGUUGCAGGAACUGACGCCGACAAAACCGUGAUCAGUGAUCACUGCAAUUCAGCUUUACUAUGCUAUUCAAGAUCCAGAACGACCUAGUCUAAGUACUGCGAACCCCGAUACAACAAAGUGAUGCUCUAACCGGAGGAUCAAACAGGGCCUACCAGAUCAGAGCCACAAACGACAUCUACAUGCUUUCAUUUCUUUCCUUGGACCAUCAGUGAUUGGAUUCGGCCGCCUACCAACAUCACAGACAGCAUGACGCUAGAGGAGUUCAGGGCCAAUGUUGGAGCUCCAUCUACCGCCAAGCACUAGAUCGAGGCUCCCUUGUAAAUAGCUUUAAUGACGCACAUACAGUUGUUUUGGCGUGAAUGCUCAUUUUUUUAAGCCAGGGUUUCUCACAAAUUCCUGAAGGAUUGACAGCCCAUAUACUAGUAUGAUGUCAAAACUUACGUGAAUUGACGCCAACAAAGUUUUACAUUUUAGCUUUUGAUCCGGAGAUGCGAUAACUUACACCUAAUGACAAGAUAGUGAUUAUUGAGUCACAAAAAUACUAACACCCAUGAUAAAUCACGAUGUUUUUAAAUGUGAAGCAUCAGCAUGUAUUUGUAAAUAAAAUAUUUUUGUAUUUAGAUUUUGACAUGUCAUUUCAUGUAUAAUUGGAAAAUCACAGAUGGUUCGUUCUUAUACACGUACAUAAAUAAUUAUCAAUUCAUUUCAUAUUUUAGUCUCUAGAUAACAUGCUCUUCCGUAACACAUAUAUAAGCGAUAUUGCAUCAUCGUCUGAACUUUGUGAUUACACAGGUCAGUCGAUGUGAAUGACUCAAAAUCACAAAGAACGCAGUUCACAAUGUUCAGAAACUAGCACGCGUUAUCAAAGAGCCAUAUUUAGUAAUACUAUAUUAGUAAGGGGAUUUUGUUAUUUUGAACUUUAUUUCAUUAUCAAAUUUUAGUAGAAACCUACGUCACGGACACCUACCUGGCGGAUAUCAUAUUCUUCACUAUCCAUGACUUACCUUUACAAAGUUUGAAACAAAAAUGUUAGUGGUACCACAUUUCGUCUGGCGAAUGCCGAUAUAUAUGGUAUCAGUUUUCGUCUUAGGAAUAAGUUACUGUCAAAAUCGAACCGCUUUCUUGAUUUUAUAGAAGGUAUAAAAUAUAUCUAACACGCUAUAAACUUAAACCUGAACCACCUUCUGACUGAUAAUCUAGCUUGAAUACGGUACAAAAUCUCGAAAUCUAGCGUUGAACAGUAAUAUCUGAAGGUACCAAGCGUAUUAGCCGAAUAUUCUACAUAAAGCCGGAUCGUGACCUUUAUGAUAUCUGGAAAUGCUAUGUAGGUCAUUUGGGUCGAGCCAAUAUCUGCACAUGUUACAUCCGCCUGCAGGUGUCCUUGAUGUAUGUUACUAACCUUAUCAUUGACCUUUAUUUCCUUUUAGAUUAUUCUGUCUGUGUGUUUCAUACGAAAAAAUAAAAUACUGCUUUUAUAGAUGA
Messenger RNA from Mercenaria mercenaria, 2913 nucleotides. Its product is annotated as protein rolling stone-like. The transcript is spliced from 2 exons. Lineage: Eukaryota; Metazoa; Mollusca; Bivalvia; Venerida; Veneridae. The record is from RefSeq and is a predicted model, not a curated record. Gene Ontology annotation, cellular component: membrane. The coding region runs from base 306 to 1232 and encodes 308 amino acids.